GUAGACCUCUCUUCAAGGGCAUGGACCAAAAUACACUGCGCCUGCGCAGUCCGAGUGGCCCCGGAAGCACACCGACACACGUGUAGCGUUUGACAACCUUGAAAAGACUACAAAACAACUCAGCUGGUAGCUUAUGUCUCACAACAAGCCGUCCCAGCGAUGCCUGUAACAAGACUACUAUACCCUCUCUACCAGCUGGGAAACCCUCAGCUGAGGAUCUUCAGACCCAACUGGUUCCUGACUCUGGUGAGGCCGGGAAGAGAGCAGCCUCCUGACACUGCCCAGUUUCGCAUCCCAAUGGAAAUGACCAAGUGUGACGUAAAGAACUACCUGGAGAAGAUCUAUAACGUCCCUGUGGGAGCAGUCCGUACCAGGAUACAGUUUGGCUCUAACAAGAAGAGGAAUCACCUAAACCAGAAGGUUAAGCAGCCUGACUAUAAAGUAGCCUACGUUCAGCUGGCCCAGGGCCAGACGUUCACCUUCCCUGACAUCUUCCCGGAAAAAGACCAGGUGGUGGCGGAGGGGUCUAUGGAGGAGAUGCAGGAGAAGUUCAUGGAGGACGAGAAGCAGAGGCAGAAACUCGACCCCAGGAGAGGAGGGGUCACUGAGUGGUUCGGACUCUGAGACAACCCACUGACCGGGAACUCUGUGCUCGUAUGUGUGCGUGGGUGUUUCAUUGGGAGCAACAUGUGUUGAUUUACAACGCGACUGUUGUGAAGUCACUUCUAUUUCUGUAAGAAAACACUCAUGAGUGUGUAGUAAAGAAGAAUGAGCGUGUGUGUGAGACUGGAGACAUGUGUUUUGUGUGUGUGUGUGUGUGUGUGAGUUUGCGAGGCUUCAGUCCAGUAACCCAAGCCAGAACAGAAUCACAGGAGGAGGAGAGUGGCCCGGCUCCAUCUUUCAUGAAACCAGCCCACCAUACAGAAUCUCCAUCACCUCAGAUGACCUCUUCCCGUUCCUCCUCCCACUCAUCCUGUUCCACCUCCUUCUCCUUUUACUCCUCCUCUUUGGCACCACUACCUCUGCACCUCCUCUUUUGUUGUCUCUCCUCUCUCCUCAGGAGUUUCCUUUCCUUUUCGCCUGUCUCCUCUGCUGUCCCUAUUUAUCCUCGUCCCUCUCCUACUCCUCUUCCUCUGCCAUGCUGGGGAGUGGUAUACUGUGGUAUCCCUAGUAGCCCUGAUUCUCCGCCAGCUGGAUCAGACUACCUGGACAACCCACAUCCUUUCCUGUUUUAUGAGUUUGCCUUGGAUUAAUUGACCACUUUAGGUAAACAACAAUUGAGAUGUUGUUUCAGCAAAGCAACAAUAUGGAAUUUGCUGGAGUGUUUUAUUAUUUUGUGGUAGCACCUCUUGCCAUAACUCUGAAAGAGAAUUGUACCCCAGUGUUUGUGUGUGUUUGCCUAGCGCGCAGGACUUGCCAGUGAAUCUGUCUAAUUGUAAGUGCUGCUGGAAUGAGAACUAAUAAACGGUCACUUGUCCAAAAGUG
Messenger RNA from Morone saxatilis (striped sea-bass), 1485 nucleotides. RefSeq names its product mitochondrial ribosomal protein L23 (gene mrpl23). Gene Ontology annotation, biological process: mitochondrial translation. Bases 160 to 624 code for a protein of 154 amino acids. The transcript has 5 exons. Gene Ontology annotation, molecular function: structural constituent of ribosome. Gene Ontology annotation, cellular component: ribosome; mitochondrial large ribosomal subunit. Lineage: Eukaryota; Metazoa; Chordata; Actinopteri; Moronidae. The record is from RefSeq and is a predicted model, not a curated record.